CCGGGUUGACGACAUCGGAAACAGUCGUGGCCUGCAGAGAAAGGCGGAUCCCUCUCUGCUACUUUGCCUUCCACAACUUCUUUUCAGACCAUUUUUUUUCUUCCCCCCCACCCGUUAUUUACCGACAGGUUCCCGGUUAACACGUCCAAACUGUUCAAACUGUUUUUGUCCGGUAUUAAAACAACAAAAUCCAGCCAGAGGAGCUCCGCGACCCGAGCCGAGAGUUUCCCCAGCUGAAGCUAACUUUUACCCGGGGAAGCAGCAGCAGCGGCGGCGGCGGCGGCGCCUUCACGGGAACAUGGAGGAUAAAGAUUUGAUGUGGGCUUUGAAGAACGGGGACUUGGAGGAGAUUAAAGCCAAAAUCACGGCUGAAGACGUAAACCGGACCCUAGAGGGUGGGAGGAAGCCCCUGCACUACGCUGCAGACUGUGGUCAUACAGAUGUGGUGGAGUUCCUCAUUUCUAAGGGAGCAGAUGUCAAUGCUUCAGACAAACACAACCUCACUCCACUGUUGACUGCCUGUUUUGAGAAUCACCUCUCCUGUGUCAAGGUCCUGCUAGAAAAGGGAGCUGACAAAGAACAAAGAGGACCAGACGGCUUGACCGCCUUCGAAGCAGCCGAGACCGACGCCAUGAAGGCUCUGCUCAAGUGAGGCACCACAGUGUGGGAGAUGGCUGGACAGGUGGGUGAACGGACAGACAGAUGGAUGCAGUGGACCCCAGACAGAAGAUGGACUCGCCCCUUUUAACCCGAUCAACCUCUGUCUUAGCACUGCUUUUGUCUGUUUGUUAGAGGGUCAUUUUGUCUGUCUGGUGAUUUUCCCUUUUCCUUUUUUUUUUGUUUUGUUUUUUUUUCCCUUAAGUUUUUGGGAUAGGAUUUUCUCUUCUUUUGGCCUCUUGUUUGUAGCCAUUUAACAGAAGAACUCGUCGGUUGUGUCUCCUUUCGGGUCCUAAAAACUUGGGGUCUUGGCGCUCUCACACUUGGAUCCUAGAACACUGCUCAGACUAGAAAUCACUAUAAUGUAAACGCAAAGCUUAGCACUUAAAUACACAUCCCUCUCUCUCUCUCUGUCUCAUUUGCAACUCUCUGUAAAACUGUAAAGAAACCAAACGGUAAUGGAUCAAUAAUCUGUUAACAUUUUUAACUUCAGUAUAAGUAUUUUAAGGCGAGGGCUUAAUCUCAUGAACAGUAAUUGCACUGUACUAUACUAGAUAGUUUGGAAAAGAGAGGUCAUAAAGUUUCCUAACCUUUUGAUUGUGUGUGGCCUCUUCCUCUACCUUGAUUUGUUUUUUUAAUAAACCAAACUGUCCCUCCAAUCUUUAAAUUUUGGAAAAACGUCAGUUGAGAGGUCCAGAGGUUUUUUUUUCUUUUCUUUUCUACUUGGCUCAUCAGUUACAUAUCAGAUGGUGUUUUUUGACAGAUUUUACGUUGGUAAUGCUUAAAAAGAUAUCAUGUUCUCUGACCAAUCACCAUGCUGGCUACUAGAAAGACUUGAAUGUUGCAAUUUAAAAAAAAAAAAGAAAAAAGAUCUGUUACUGAUUCCCUUUUUUUGAAGCUUUGUUAACAGCACAUAAUAGAAUAAGGAAUUUUAGAAACGUGUUCAUUUUUGUCAUCCCUGAAGUGAGAUUUCAGAGCAAAAACUCCCGUUUUGUUGCAGCUUCUCUGUGUAUUUUGUAAUUGAUGGGCUCCGGGGGGCUCUGGAUGAUGGCUUAAUUGGGGGUUAGAGUUGAAACGGGAUAGAUGGGGGCUCUUAGUAUUCCCCUUGCGUUGGAUUUGGUUAGAAGCCCUGCCUGUUUUGCUGCAUGUCAACAUUGCCUCUGCUUUUACGCUACGAAAUGGUUACUGGUCCUCUCUUGGUUGCUUUAAAAUGAAUUACUACAAUGUAAUGGACAAAAAAAAAAUGCUCUUGCUGACUUUGUUGUGACAAAAAGUCUGUAAAAACAGAAAUAAAAAUAUCUAUAAAAAAUC
This is a messenger RNA of Larimichthys crocea (large yellow croaker), 1968 nucleotides long. RefSeq names its product myotrophin (gene mtpn). Gene Ontology annotation, molecular function: protein binding. The coding region runs from base 299 to 652 and encodes 117 amino acids. The record is from RefSeq and is a predicted model, not a curated record. The transcript is spliced from 4 exons. NCBI's taxonomy places the organism in Eukaryota, Metazoa, Chordata, Actinopteri, Sciaenidae.